Molecule: messenger RNA, 1046 nt
Organism: Pistacia vera
Lineage: Eukaryota; Viridiplantae; Streptophyta; Magnoliopsida; Sapindales; Anacardiaceae
Product: ALBINO3-like protein 3, mitochondrial
Exons: 9
Molecular function (GO): protein binding
Source: RefSeq, a predicted model, not a curated record
AAUUUCUUUAAAUCCGAGCUUUAAAAACAUUACAAAAAGGCCCCUCAUGGCCUCCUUGAGUGGACAAACUCAACAGAGAAAGCUUCCCAUACUGCUCUUUGACAUCAUGGACACAAUCGUUCGUGACCCUUUUUACCAGGAUGUCCCUUCCUUCUUUGGAAUGCCUAUGAAGGAACUAAUAGAAUGCAAGCACCCAACUGCAUGGAUUGAAUUCAAAAAGGGGCUGAUUGAUGAGGUGGAGUUAGCUAGAAAAUUCUUUAAAGACGAAAGGCCUUUCAAUUUGGAAGGACUUAAAAAUUGUAUGAGAAGAGGAUAUUAUUACAUAGAAGGUGUUGAAGAAUUGCUUUUUGAUUUAAAACAAAACAACUAUGAGAUGCAUGCUUUCACUAAUUAUCCUAUUUGGUGCAUGAGAGCUAAAACUUCUUAAAUUGGAAGUGAUGAAAACAUUUUAUCAAAAUGGUAGCCAGUGAGAUGGAGGAAGCUCUAGCUCGGUAGAGCACAUAGCCCGCUUCAUGAAACUGAUUGGUUGCCUUUCAAUAUAUAGAGUACAUGAUAAAAUUAGUGUCUCCACCGUUUCCACCACCUCAGUCAGCAAGGAGUUUCGUUCAUCAAAUUUCACUUUUUUGGAGGGAAACAAAAACAAUCGGGUGUCCCUCAUUUCUGUGAUUCCUAGCCUCCUUGUCCAUCCAGUUAUGGGGCAGACUCAACUGCAGAAAGGACUGCUAGCGGAGGCUAUUGAAUAUUUGGAGCGUGCUAUCUCCAAGCUCUUCAUCUCCAGCCAUCCCACAAAAGUUGAAAAUAUUGAUCUUUUAAUUGUUGCUUCUCAGUGGGCCGGUGUUGCCUAUAUAAGACAGGGGAAAAUGGCUGAAGGAAUUGUACACCUGGAAAGAAUUGCAAAUCUGGAAGAGCUAGAGGAAAAAAGUUCCAAAGCCCAUUAUUAUGAUGGAUUGGUAUUACUUUCAAGUGCUUUAUGUAAUGUAGGUCGCAAGGCUGAAGUUGUAAAGCAUCUGCAUUUAGCUGCUGCUUAUAAUCCCGAGUAUAAUGAA